This is a messenger RNA of Dictyostelium purpureum, 630 nucleotides long. RefSeq lists its product as uncharacterized. The transcript has a single exon. The coding region runs from base 1 to 630 and encodes 209 amino acids. The record is from RefSeq and is a predicted model, not a curated record. Lineage: Eukaryota; Evosea; Eumycetozoa; Dictyosteliales; Dictyosteliaceae.
AUGUAUAGACUCAAAAUUAAAUAUUUUAAUGGCGAGUUUCUUUAUAAUGAUCAAGAUCCAAUCAAAAAUAUUGACGAUCUUAAACUUUUUAUAAAAAAAAAAUUAUUUAUUUCAGAGGAGCAUCAAAUCAUUCAAUGCGAACAAUCUUUAUUGGAUAGUUUUUUUAAAGGUUUAAUAUGUUCAAUUUAUUUUGAAUUAUAUACAAAUUUUAUUUUUACAAAGUUUAUAGGGUAUAAUGGUACAUGUAAUUUAGAAAGUUUUUUCAGUAAUGAAUUCAAUAAAAGUUCUUCAGAAUUGGGUUUUAUGAAGUUUGCUUUGAACGUUAACAAACAUGAGGAUAGGUCUUGGUUGUCUGAUUGGCAUGUCACAUACCAUGGUACAUCACUCUCGAAUGCAAUUUCAAUUAUUCAACAAGGUUAUCUACUUAGUAAAUGUAUAAUUCCAGGAAUAUACUCUUCAAAUAAACUCCAAACAGCAUUGGGAUAUUGUAAGAAGGACCCAUCUCAAACUCAAUAUUCUGUUAUAUUAAAGAAUAGAGUUGAUCCACGAUAUUUCAAGGGAUCUGAAGUUUAUGUAGCUGAUAAUGAAAGUUUAAUUAGACCUUAUGCAAUUUUAAUCAAAAAAAAUUAA